AUGCCAGCUUGGGUGCUAGGCUGGUUGAUGUGCAAGACGGUGCCUUACGUCCAGGGUCUCUCGGUCGCGGCCUCAGUCUACAGCCUGGUCGCCGUGUCAUUGGACAGAUUCCUUGCGAUCUGGUGGCCGCUGAAGCUACAAAUUACCAAACGUCGCGCCAGGAUGAUGAUCGUUUUCAUCUGGAUUUUUGCCAUCGUCGUCACAACGCCCUGGGUCUUCUUCUUCGACCUGGUCGUGGUCUUUGAAGACGACCCCAACGUGCGUCUCUGCCUUGACGUCUGGCCUACCCUCAGCGAAGUUCUGUACUUCGUUAUAGGAAACCUCAUCUUCUGCUACAUUCUUCCCAUGGUUCUUAUUACUAUGUGCUACAUCUUAAUCUGGAUCAAAGUAUGGAGACGAUCCAUCCCCACGGACACGCAAGACGCCCAGAUGGAACGGAUGCAGCAGAAGUCUAAAGUUAAAGUAGUCAAGAUGUUGGUCGCUGUUGUUAUUUUAUUUGUUCUAUCCUGGUUUCCUCUUUACCUCAUCUUCGCACGAAUAAAGCUAGGAGGCCCCAUCCAAAAAUGGGAGGAAGAUAUUUUCCCUGUAGUAACUCCACUAGCCCAGUGGCUUGGUUCAUCCAACUCCUGCAUUAACCCAAUUUUGUACGCAUUCUUCAAUAAGAAGUAUCGCAAGGGUUUCGUAGCAAUCAUUAAGAGUAGAAAAUGCUGUGGAAGGCUGCGGUAUUACGAGACCAUCGCGCUCCAGUCCUCUAGCACGUCAACGAGGAAGUCCUGGCACUAUAAUAACAAUAACAACCCGUCUAUCACCAGGAGAUCGCCUCCUGUCGACAAGAAUGCGGUCUCCUUCAUAUUCAACCACACGGGCGUGUAGAGUAUUGAGGGAUCCACACUGGUGAACAAUAAAGUCGCGAUGCGCGCGAUCUGGUCUCUCGAGGACCACGGAACACAGCAUAUCUGAGAUUUUAACGUGUUUUGUAUAAUUUGAUUUUGUACGUUUUGAUGUCGUGGAUUAUUCAGUAGUCUGAUCAGCAUUUAGAACGUGCGCCCGG
Messenger RNA from Manduca sexta (tobacco hornworm), 1051 nucleotides. Its product is annotated as neuropeptide SIFamide receptor-like. The record is from RefSeq and is a predicted model, not a curated record. Gene Ontology annotation, molecular function: neuropeptide Y receptor activity; peptide binding. NCBI's taxonomy places the organism in Eukaryota, Metazoa, Arthropoda, Insecta, Lepidoptera, Sphingidae. Gene Ontology annotation, cellular component: membrane. Gene Ontology annotation, biological process: G protein-coupled receptor signaling pathway.